CUCCUCCCCAUACCGAAUACCAGGGGCUGCCCUCAACCGUUGGUGAAACAGCCUCUGGUUUUGCGCACAUUACCAUUUCCACUGAGAAACACAUAAUCCCCACGCUGUUCUUAUAAAAAUCCAGAAGCCCCGUUGCUUCACCAGCACCGUCCAAACUCACAGACCCGGAACUCAAAAUUCGAUCUUUUUCUCCAUCCAAGUCAGUCCCAGUACUUGUGACUCACAUACCCAGAAUUCAAAAUCCAAUCUUUUUCUCCGUCCAAGUCGAUCCUACUCCUAGUACUUGUAACUUGCAGACCCAGAAUUCAAGAUCCAGUCCUUUUGUCCAUCCAAGUCAAUCCCAGUACUUUGCCCAGAGCAAACAAGUCAAGUCACCAUGAGUUCAACCUGCAGAUCAUGGAUUGCUGCGGCGACCGUUGGGACAGUGGAAGCACUGAAAGACCAGGGAUUUUGCAGGUGGAACCCCGCGCUCAGAUCGCUCCACCAGCACGCCAGGAGCAACGCCGGGUCUUGUUCUCAGGCCAAGAGAGCGUCCUCGUCCUCAGCUGCUUCUGCUAUCCCUGAGAAAAUCAGAGAAGGGAAAGCGAAGCAGUGUGAAGAGUCCUUGAGGAAAGUCAUGUACUUGAGCUGUUGGGGACCUUAUUGAUUUUGCUAGAGUCCGUUGUAAUUAUGACCGCCGAAAUGAAAUUGAGCAGUUUAUGCAUAUUGUUCACUC
This is a messenger RNA of Syzygium oleosum, 715 nucleotides long. RefSeq lists its product as uncharacterized. The coding region runs from base 377 to 646 and encodes 89 amino acids. The transcript has a single exon. The record is from RefSeq and is a predicted model, not a curated record. NCBI's taxonomy places the organism in Eukaryota, Viridiplantae, Streptophyta, Magnoliopsida, Myrtales, Myrtaceae.